Sitophilus oryzae (rice weevil) is the source of this 768-nucleotide messenger RNA. RefSeq lists its product as uncharacterized. The transcript has a single exon. Lineage: Eukaryota; Metazoa; Arthropoda; Insecta; Coleoptera; Curculionidae. The coding region runs from base 1 to 768 and encodes 255 amino acids. The record is from RefSeq and is a predicted model, not a curated record.
AUGAAUAGAGCAUUAAGCCAAUACUUACCGCAAAGUUUAUCUCUUCAGGACACAUGUGAUUUAAUCUACUGCGCCGCUGCUGCUGUCUGUCAUGUUACCGGAUUGAGGAUAGGAGAGAUGGCGCGAUCAUCAAAUCAUAAACCUCAAAUACCACCUUGGAAGAGGAGACUGGAAAAUAAAAUAAAAGAUAUUAGGGUAACUAUUGGAGUACUACAUACAUACCUAACAAAUGAUAACCCGUCGAACAGAACCAAACGAAUAGUAAAUGAUAUCAUCCGACAAAAUAACUUGGAAGCUGGUUCCGUUCGUAUCCUAAGGGAAUUUAUGGACAACCUGAAACAAAAAAUAGCUGCAUUAGGGUGUCGUUUGCGACGAUACAAUGAGAGUGAAAAACGGCGCAAACAAAAUAAACAAUUUAUUACCAACCAGAAGUUGUUUCUUAGAGCACUGAGCACCCAAAAAGAAGAACCUGAUAGGGCGCUUGUUAAAGCUGAUGAAAUGUAUAACUUCUGGAAUAACAUCUGGGGAAAUGAGCAAGAACAUCAAGAUGCUUACUGGAUUAAAGAAGAAAUACACCGCACGCAAGAUUUACCGAAAAUGAGGGAAAUCCAGAUAACAGAGAACGAUAUUAAACAGGCCGUUAGCUCACUAGGAAACUGGAAAGCACCCGGAAUUGAUAAAAUCCAGGCAUACUGGUGGAAGCACCUCACACAUGUCCAUGCAGUCUUGGCAAUACAAUUGACCCAAGCAAUAAAAAAAUCCCGCUGA